CCCUCACAACUCAAUCUCGCCAUUGAGUUGCACACCAAAAUGAAGAAAUCGUCAAGAGUCAUUGUGGCUCUUACAGCCAUCGCAGAGCUCACAUCUGCAGCCUCAACACGGAAAGUACCAGCCUCGCAGCGAAUGUUAGACGGCAUCAUUGCCCGCAAGCAAGGCAUCAUUUCCUCCGGCGCCGCCACAAGCACCCUCGAAAGCGGCAUUCUCGCCAUUGCCAUUGAGGCCACCAUUGCGCAGUAUCCCGAGACCAAGGCGAAGUUGUCUUCAUACUUGGAGCAGAUGCUCAACGCGGCUGCUGCGGAUCUUGGUAACGCGACCCUGGACGCCAAGAAGCCACUUGAUCGGUUCUCCGUCGCCACAGCGAUUGACGAUGCUGCCGAUGCACACUUGUUCCCCAACUCCAACACGACAGAUGAUGCCUACGCUGCCGUUUUAGCUUCUCUGCCCCUGCAGACGCGUAAUCCCGACGGCGGCCUGUGGUACUACGUGUAUCCCGAAUGGAGCUACCUGGAUGGUGUCUUCUCCUUGCUGCCGUUCAUGGCUAGCCUUCCAAACGCUAAUUACACAGAUAUGGCGCUACAGGUGUCACUUUUGGCUGAUCACUGCUACCAUGUAGAAUCCGGGCUAUAUGUACACGGGUACGACUGGUCCAAGACGGCUGUUUGGGCAGACAAGGCUACCGGUGCGAGCCCCUAUGUUUGGGGCCGAUCUUUGGCGUGGUUUUUAUCGGGACUCGUGCAGACAUGGGAUCGUAUGGAUUGCCAUACGAGACAUAACGAUAAAGAAAAGUCGACUUUGUGUGAGAAGAUCCGGUGCAUCACAGAAGAUUCCGCAAAGAACUUGAUUAAGUUUGCGGACGCAAAGACUGGCGCAUGGUGGCAAUUACCGACAUUUCCUGGGCGCGAGGGCAACUUUUUGGAAAGUUCCAGCACGGCGCUUUUCAUCUUUGCGCUGCUCAAGGGCCUUAGGACCGGAAUGUUUCACUCCAAGGAGAUCAAGGACGCGGCGCUGCGAGCUUACGGGUACACAAAAUGCGACUUUGUGACGCGUGAGAGUGACGGAACUCUGGGGUACGACAAGACUGUUAUAGUUUGUAGUUUAAACUCUACGGCUACGUAUGAGUAUUAUACACAGCGGCCGAUUGUCAAAGAUGGGUUGCUUGGAGAGGCUGCGUUUGUGCUGGCUUCGUUGGAGGUGGAGAGGCUCUAAAUGGGCGGAUGGUGUACUAGUACAAAGUCAGAGUGUUGUAUUUAAUUUAUUGUAUUACUCUGAAAUGUAUGCAAACGACUUUGGAACGGAACAUUGUGAGUUUGACAUAAGUCGGCGGUGCUCGGAUCCGAGCCCGGGUCGUCGCUGUAGGUUGGUGAGCUGCACCUCGGAGCCGAGCAACGGCAUCAUGUAGAUGCUUUAAUAUGUUCAUG
[Torrubiella] hemipterigena is the source of this 1427-nucleotide messenger RNA. The record is from the annotation of a GenBank genome assembly. Lineage: Eukaryota; Fungi; Ascomycota; Sordariomycetes; Hypocreales; Clavicipitaceae.